Molecule: messenger RNA, 1241 nt
Organism: Cynoglossus semilaevis (tongue sole)
Lineage: Eukaryota; Metazoa; Chordata; Actinopteri; Pleuronectiformes; Cynoglossidae
Gene: dnajc5ga
Product: DnaJ (Hsp40) homolog, subfamily C, member 5 gamma a
Exons: 8
Coding region: 306-968 (220 amino acids)
Source: RefSeq, a predicted model, not a curated record
AGCAUCACGUCCGGCUUCCCCUGGAAGAAGGAAACGGCAGCGGCUUCUUCCCCGAGACAAGCUGAGGACACGAAGGGACGACCGGCCGCCGCAGCUGGACACCGCUCCCUCACGAGCAGGCCACAGUUAGAGCUUUUACUCAGGAGUGAAGACCUUCGAUCGGGUGCAUCUAUGGUCCAGCUAACCGUGCGGCGAGAUUCACAUCUUACAGUUUACACAAGUGGCCUCAACGCUGCACAGUAGUUCACUGAAGGAGUUCCACGUCUGACCACAAAGCCUGAUCCAACACGCUUCAUAGGUGAACCAUGGCUGAACCCAACGCUGCCCGUCCCCACAGGAAGAUGUCCACAGCUGGGGAGAGUGUGUACAAAGUGCUGGGCCUGGAGAAGGGAGCGAGCGCCGAGGACAUCAAGAAAGCCUACAGAAAACUAGCGCUGAAGUACCAUCCUGACAAGAACCCCGAGAACCCAGAGGCCGCAGAGAAGUUCAAGGAGAUCAACAACGCCAACUCCAUACUGAACGAUGAGACCAAGAGGAAGAUUUACGACGAGUACGGCUCCAUGGGCCUGUACGUGUCCGAGCAGUUCGGCGAGGAGAGCGUCAAGUACUACUUCCUCAUGUCCAAGUGGUGGUUCAAGGGCCUGGUGUUGUGUUGUACACUGUUCACCUGCUGCUGCUGCUGCUGCUGCUGCUGCUUCUGCUGUGGCAGGUGUAAACCCCCCGACGACGACAACUACCAGUACGUGGACCCUGAAGACCUGGAGGCCCAGAUCAAAGCAGAGCAGGAUGGAGGGAGCACAGUAAUCAUAGGCCAGCCCACAGCCAGUGUGGCUCCACAGAGCCCCGAGGGCCAGAGUCAGCCCAUUCCCAUGCCGAUGCCCAUGCCUCCGCCCGAGCCCCAGUCUCUGACCUCACCUGGUGCAGCGGGGGAGGAAAACCCCGGGGAGACUUUACCAGAGUCUAAGUGACUCGGCGGUGACAGAGGGGGAGGAGCCUCAGUCUGCAGGAGCAGCCACCUUCACCAUCCAGCCACAUCCGACUGCUGCCAGCCUUCAACCAGCCCACGACCACCCAGUGUACUGAGCCUCUAACCUGCUCUGUCUCACCUCCGGACACGUCUCCACAGGUGGACGAUCGUUGUCCCUCCACUGGACGCGAGCCGUGGAAAUGAAACCACUAAUUCCAGAGGCCUGUUGUGUCUGGACGUGUGUGGCUGCUGUUUAAAGACUCGCCUCCAUCUU